Cebus imitator (Panamanian white-faced capuchin) is the source of this 3921-nucleotide messenger RNA. Its product is annotated as filaggrin-like. The transcript is spliced from 3 exons. Gene Ontology annotation, molecular function: structural molecule activity; calcium ion binding; transition metal ion binding. Gene Ontology annotation, cellular component: cornified envelope; keratohyalin granule. Bases 60 to 3500 code for a protein of 1146 amino acids. Gene Ontology annotation, biological process: establishment of skin barrier. NCBI's taxonomy places the organism in Eukaryota, Metazoa, Chordata, Mammalia, Primates, Cebidae. The record is from RefSeq and is a predicted model, not a curated record.
CUUCAGGCUACAUUAUAUUUGCUCUUUUGGUGAACAAGGUUCACAUAUAUUGCCAAAAUAUGUCCACUCUCCUGGAAAACAUCUUUGGCAUCAUUGAUCUUUUCAUGAAAUAUUCAAAAAAAGAUAAAAACACUGAAUCACUGAGCAAAAACGAGCUGAAGGAACUUCUGGAUAAUGAGUUUUGGCCAAUCCUGAAGAAUCCAGAUGACCCAGAUACAGUUGAGGUCUUCAUGGACAACCUGGAUAUAGAUAACAACAAAAAAAUUGACUUCACUGAGUUUCUCCUGAUGAUAUUCAAGUUGGCUAAGGCAUAUUAUGAGUUGAACAGAAAACAGAAUUUAUCUACAUCAGGACACAGGCACAAAAGGCACAGUCAUCAUGAGAAACACGAAGAUGACAAAGAGGAAGAAGAAAAACAAAAGAAAAUCAGACCCUCAAGUCUGGAAAGAAACAAAAGAAAAGAAAAUAAGGAAAGAUCCAAGAGCCCAAGAGAAAAAGGGAGAAAAAUACAUGAAUCACUGCCUGAGAAAAAAGGAAGAAAAGAAUAUUCACCUACUCAGAGAGGAGAGGAAAAACAUGGAAAAACACGCCAUGAGUUAAGGAAUAAGAAGAGAAACAAGACUGACAAUAGCAGAUUAGAAGACAAAGAAGAGGAACGAAGCGUAAGUCCCUAUAGAAGAAAAGAGGAAGAGGAAGAAGAAUUUGAUUAUGAAAAUACAGGAAGAAUGAUUGAAAAAUGGAGAGAAACAGGAGAUACUGCCACAUAUUACACAAUUCAGAAUAAAGUGUAUGGUGCAAAUGAUAACCAAAUAGAAAAACACAAUAAACUAAAGCCUGCAAGUGCAUCUUAUAAUCAAUCAUCAUCUCAAGAAGAAAGGUCUAGAUAUGCAGAUUCGAAUCAAAAACAAUCUUCAGUGGCCAGAACCACUAGGCGCCGGGGAUCCAGCAUUAGCCGGGAGAGUUACAGCGAGGGACACUCGGAAUCUGACUCUGAGAGGCGGUCUGGGUCUGGUUCCAGAGACCAUCAUUGGUCCGCUAGGGAGCAGUCGAGAGAUGGCUCCAGGCACCGCGGGUCCCAUCACGGAGACAGAGCCGGUCACGGGCACUUGGCAGACAGCUCCAGACAGUCAGGCGCUCGUCACGCAGACACUUCCUCUCGUGGGCGGGCUGCGUCUUCCCAGGAGCAGGCAGCAUCAAGCCCAGGAGGAAGACACGGAUCCCGCCACGAGCACUCAGCAGACAGCUCUGGACACUCAGGCACCGGCCGUGGACAAUCCUCAUCUGCAGUCGGCCGCCAUGGACACUCGGAGUCCAGUGGUAGUCAGGCCAGUGACAGCCAGGCGCAUUCAGAAGACUCAGACUCACAGUCAGUGUCAGGCCACACACAGGCUGGGCACAGUCAGCGGAGCCACCAUGAGUCCGCACGCGGCCGGUCAGGGGAAAGGUCUGGACGUUCAGGCCCUUUCCUGUACCAGGUGACCACUCACGAACAGUCUGAGUCCGCCCACGGACACUCCGGGCCCGGCACUGGAGGAAGACAAGGGUCCCGCCACGAGCAUGCACGAGACGGCUCCAGGCACUCAGCGUCCCAUGAGGGUCAGGACGCCACUGGUGGACAGCCGGGGUCAAGCAGAGGAGGAAGGCAGGGAUCCCACCACGAGCAGUCGGGAGACAGCUCCGGACACUCAGGGUCCCAUCACCGCCACACGGCUUCCCAGGGCAGGUCUGAUGCCUCCCGUGGGCACUCUGGAUCCACAAGUGCAAGCCGACAAACACGUAGCCAGGAACAGUCAGGAGACGGCCCCAGGUACUCAGGGUCGCAUCACCACGAGGCUUCCACUCGGGCAGACAGCUCUAGACACUCACAGUCGGGCCAGGGACCAUCAGCGGGCUCCAGGGCCAGCAGGCGCCGGGGAUCCAGUGUUAGCCAGGAGAGCCACAGCGAGGGACACUCGGAAUCUGACUCCGAGAGGCGGUCUGGGUCUGGUUCCAGAGACCAUCAUGGGUCCGCUCGGGAGCAGUCGAGAGAUGGCUCCAGGCACCGCGGGUCCCAUYACGGAGACAGAGCCGGUCACGGGCACUCGGCAGACAGCUCCAGACAGUCAGGCGCUCGUCACGCAGACACUUCCUCUCGUGGGCGGGCUGCGUCUUCCCAGGAGCAGGCAGCAUCAAGCCCAGGAGGAAGACACGGAUCCCGCCACGAGCACUCAGCAGACAGCUCUGGACACUCAGGCACCGGCCGUGGACAAUCCUCAUCUGCAGUCGGCCRCCAUGGACACUCGGAGUCCAGUGGUAGUCAGGCCAGUGACAGCCAGGCGCAUUCAGAAGACKCAGACUCACAGUCAGUGUCAGGCCACACACAGGCUGGGCACAGUCAGCGGAGCCACCAUGAGUCCGCACGCGGCCGGUCAGGGGAAAGGUCUGGACGUUCAGGCCCUUUCCUGUACCAGGUGACCACUCACGAACAGUCUGAGUCCGCCCACGGACACUCCGGGCCCGGCACUGGAGGAAGACAAGGGUCCCGCCACGAGCAUGCACGAGACGGCUCCAGGCACUCAGCGUCCCAUGAGGGUCAGGACGCCACUGGUGGACAGCCGGGGUCAAGCAGAGGAGGAAGGCAGGGAUCCCACCACGAGCAGUCGGGAGACAGCUCCGGACACUCAGGGUCCCAUCACCGCCACACGGCUUCCCAGGGCAGGUCUGAUGCCUCCCGUGGGCACUCUGGAUCCACAAGUGCAAGCCGACAAACACGUAGCCAGGAACAGUCAGGAGACGGCCCCAGGUACUCAGGGUCGCAUCACCACGAGGCUUCCACUCGGGCAGACAGCUCUAGACACUCACAGUCGGGCCAGGGACCAUCAGCGGGCUCCAGGGCCAGCAGGCGCCGGGGAUCCAGCGUUAGCCAGGAGAGCCACAGCGAGGGACACUCGGAAUCUGACUCCAAGAGGCGGUCUGGGUCUGGUUCCAGAGACCAUCAUGGGUCCGCUCGGGAGCAGUCGAGAGAUGGCUCCAGGCACCCAGAGUUCCAACAGGACGAUAGAGCUUGUUAUGGGCACCCCUCCUCUGUAUUGUCAGACUCUAGUACCAGCAAGGAACAUGCUCACUCUAGUAUUCUUUCACAAGAUUCUGAAUAUUGUUCAGGAAUACAGUCAAGCGGCAAUGAUGACACUUCUUGUUCUCAUGAGUUUCACUCUGAUAGUACUGAAAGGCAUGGAGAUCAAUCAGAUUUAGUUUGGAGACAUGGCAGCUAUGGCAGUGCAGAUUAUGAUUAUGGUGAAGCUGGGUUUAGUCACUCUCAGGGUGGAAGUGUUAGUUACAAUUCCAACCCGGAGGUUUUUAAGGAAAGAUAUAAUAUCAAAAAAGCAAGGUCAUUUGUUGAAGAUCAUCCAAGGUUUUAUGGAACGUAUAUUAAUAGGUACCCAGGUUUAUAUGGGCGUUCAAGUGAUUUGUCAAAGAAGCUGGGAUUUAGUCAGUCACAGAGAUACUAUUUCUACGAGUAAGAAACAAAUAUCAAAGGAAUUUGUCCAAGAAUAGAAGAACCAGGCAAAAACCGUUUCAAUCUAGAAACUUCAUAAUACUUUCAGGGAGGUUAUUUUUUUCCUGUCAAUCUGUUUAAAAUAUGUUACAGUGUUUCACUGGUUUGGUGUUAGUUUAUUCUUAGUAUGUAUGCUUUAAGCUUUAUAGUUUGGAAAUUUUAAAUUUAAGAGAUCAAUAUUAUGGAGAGCUAACUUUAGAAAAGUAGGAGUAUUUUAGGAGAUUGAGGGUCAAGUAAUGUUUCAUGUUUUUGAGAGUUUAAGUUUUGGAUAUUAUCCAAAUUUCUAAAUUAAUGUUUUCCAGAAAUAUUGAAGACACUAGAAAUAUAAAACUAUUCUUUUGCAUACCAAUGUUUAUAUCAACAUUAGUGCUUAGGACAUCUUUCUC